AUGCAGACGAAGUGGAGCGUCUUUCUGGACGUGCUCCCGGAGGAUGUGGACGACAUAUACGAGAUGUACCGGAUAAUCGAGGAAAACGACAGGGUUAAGACAGUUACGCACAGAAGCGUGGUCGAGGGAAAGUCCAAGACCCGGGUUACGCUUCUUUUGGAGGUUGAAGUCGAGAAAGUGAGCGUGGACUUGGCGGCAGGGAUACUUUUCGUGAAGGGAAAGAUCCUGACGGAGACGGAGCACACAAAAGUAGGGAGUUUCCACACUUUGGAGGUUCCCGUCCACCAGAGAGUCUCCCUGACGAAGGAGCACAUCUCCAGUGCGAGCUUGAAAGUCCUUGAGGGGCUGACGAUAGAGAACAAAGCGACUAUUUCGUACUUGAUCUGCAGGAAGGAGGGAUACUCUUUCCUUCUGGGGACUGAGUAUACGCUGCGGAGAGUGGGUCUUCCCGAGAAGGUGAAGUCCCGGGAGAAGUUAUUCCAGCAGGUUCUCUCGCACCUGAAAGGAAAUAUAACGGCUUUUGUGAUAGUUUCUCCGGAGAAGGAGGCAGAGGAGUUCUUCCGCCGGCAGAAGGACCUGAAGGACCGGGUAGUAUUCAUAAAGAAGGCAGUGAAUUCCCCGAAUACGCACCGAGGGGAUACAGCAGAGAUCGAGGGAAUAUACAAGUCCCCAGACCUUCUCAGGAAGUUGAAAGGCGUUAGAAAGGGAAACGAUCUUUUAGCCCUGAAUUCUUUCUACCGGUUGGAGGAAACUUCCACGAAGGGAAUUGCCGUUGGAGUUAAGGAAGUAAAAUGUGCGUGCGAGAACUACCUUGCAAAGACGCUGAUACUCUCCGACGGCCUGAUAAAGUCAGACCUCCCAGAAGAGAGGAAGGAGGCUGAGGAGAUCAUGAAACUAGCACGACAGGGAAACUCUGAGGUGUGCAUUAUAUCGCAGUAUACGAUGGAGGGAGAAAGACUCAAGGAAAGAGGCGGAGCAGUAGCGAUACUGACGCAGCCCGUAGAUAUUUCUUCUCUCUUCUAG
Molecule: messenger RNA, 1023 nt
Organism: Nematocida major
Lineage: Eukaryota; Fungi; Microsporidia
Product: protein pelota
Exons: 1
Coding region: 1-1023 (340 amino acids)
Biological process (GO): nuclear-transcribed mRNA catabolic process, non-stop decay; nonfunctional rRNA decay; nuclear-transcribed mRNA catabolic process, no-go decay
Cellular component (GO): cytoplasm
Source: RefSeq, a predicted model, not a curated record